Messenger RNA from Peronospora farinosa, 2778 nucleotides. The record is from the annotation of a GenBank genome assembly. Lineage: Eukaryota; Oomycota; Peronosporomycetes; Peronosporales; Peronosporaceae.
AUGAAGCCUUCCUUCUCGUGCUCACGUGUAACAGUUGACGAAAACAGCGGUCGGCCGUGCUUUGAUGAUGAUGGAGACGUGGUACUGCAUGCACUCUCACUCUCUCCUGGCAUUAACAAACAUCGUCCUAUGAACAUGAAAGACGAUAUGACGUUGUCAUUGCAAUUACUGCUUCAAGGUAGUACUCAAGCUCUUUUAGCAGGUGUUGUCAUUUCUAUCGUGUUGUGCCCAGUGAUGAUUGGGUUUGCUACCAUGAUCUUCAGCCAUCCAGACUUUGCACUGGCCCUUCCAAUGCUUACAAAGCUCAUGUUUGCAUCUAGUAUGGUGCACCAGCUCGUAUUCACGAGUCUCUCCCCUUUACCCUUUGCCAUCGGACAAGUACAGGACACUGGGAUGAUCUUUUUAGCCAGCAUGGCAUCGUCCAUCAUGACAGAGUUGGGCCCUGCCGUACCAAUUACAGAGCGGAUCGCAACUGUGCUAAUCCACUUGAGCCUUAGCACAAUGCUAGUAGGUCUCGGGCUGGUUCUCACCGGUAAAGCACGUUUGGCUUCGCUCGUCCAGUACCUCCCGACGCCAGUAAUCGGCGGGUACUUGGCUUACGUUGGCUUCUUUAUGAUAAAGGGAGGCAUCUCACUUACAACUGGUGUGAGUCUUGCUUCUGCACAAGGUUGGGGUGUACUUGUGAGCUCAUCUCAUAACUUGAUGCUGCUCGCUCCGGGCUUGGCUGGUGGAAUCUUGUUGUCAGCACUGACUUCACAUUUUCAUCACUUCGCUGUAUUUCCCAGUUGUCUUUUGGUGCUUCCUGCAGUGUUUUUCUUCAUGGUGUGGGUCUCGAGUUAUACUUUAGAAGAUGUACGCUACGCCGGAUUUCUUGAUGUCGAAGGCACAGGUGUCCCAGUGAUGGAUGUAUACUCGCUGUUUGAUUUUCACCAUAUCCACUGGAGUGCUAUGCCUGGGCAAAUCCCAACAAUACUGAGCAUGUUUGUGAUGAUUGCAUUCGCCGCGUCGCUCGAUAUUGCCUCCAUCUGCAUGGGAACCACCAGCAAUAUGAACUACAAUACUCAGCUGCAGGCCGUCGGUUGGUCCAACGUCUUGAGCGGACUUCUAGGCGGAUACCCGGGAACGUACGUCUUCAGCCAGACUUUGUUUGCUUCACGACUCAGCCCCAGUCCAGCGGCAGAGUCACGUUUUCCAGGUUUGACGAGACUAAUUGGAGUGACUGUUGCUGUAUGUGAGUUUACUAUCCUCAUGACUCCCAUCUCGUUGAUGGCAAUUGUGCCAAAAUUCUUGUUUGGGGCUGUGAUGAUUUUUAUUGGCAUCGACUUACUCAAGACCUGGCUAGUGGGAGUUUUCCACAAGCUCCUCUUCGGCGAAUACUUGACUGUAGUUGGCACCUUUUGCUGUCUGAACCUAUUAGGGGUUCAGUUAGGAUUAGCUACGGGAGUCGUGCUGGCAGCGACAAGCUUUUUAGUGGAAUAUGCUAAGGCCCAAGACGUUCGAAUCGUGCACAAGACCAGCAGCGUUAUGCGCAAUGCUGAUCAGCAUGCGUUGCUCUAUGGUGUGGACUCGCAGGCCUUGGGCGCUAAAAGUAACAGCUCGCGACAUCAGGAUGCAAUCGUCACUAUUAGGCUGCAAGGCCAUAUAUUCUUCGGAUCGGCCACGCGCAUUCAAAACUGCGUCAAAAGUGCAGUUUACAUAUGUGCGUCACUACAUGGAGAUGUAGACACAAGCGCUGAUGAACGAGCUUCAAAAAUCAAUGAGCAAUCAGAGAAAUCGCCACUUCUUGCAAUCAAGCAAGAGAAUUACACGGCCGACACCCACUUAACGAUGCCGCCUUCCUUAGUGAAUCUCCAUGGGCAGGUAUGUGUUGACCAUCGCCGGCGACCGACGCAGUUUGUUGUUCUGGAUUUUUCUCAAGUUAGCGGAAUGGAUGCUACUGCAGCGCGCUCGUGUUUCUUGGCGCUUAAGCUUUCGUUCAGCCUUGGUAAAGUUCAUGCAGUCUAUUGCGGCAUGAGACCUAAUGUCGAGUUUCUUCUGCGAGCUAACGACGUGAUUCCUGCGUCGGCUCUGGAGGAAGAGUUUUCUGACAGCACGACCAAACAAAGGGAAUGCCAUGUCACUGCUGACUUAGACUUAGCUCUGUCUUGGUGCGAGCAACAAGUCAUCCUUUCUGCGGCAACGCAACGGUCCAUUCGCUCAGGACAGCAGCUGUUCUCACCACAGAGUUCUCCCGCUCUAGCGCUUCCACAAGUACUUGCUGCUUAUUUAUCAGACACUCGAAAGGACGACCCUGCAGUAUUAAACUACUUGGGAGAGUUAUCUCAGCGGUUUGCUGUGAGUAAAUGGGAAGCGCAAAGUCAUUUAUUCCGCGUUGGUGAAAGUGCCAACGUGUGGUAUGUGCUGUUGCGUGGAACAGUCGAGCUGAUGGCAAUUCCAACAGAGUCAGCCUUGCUAUCUGACUCGCCAAAGUCAGAGUAUGCCGGACCCAUCCAGUUACAGGGCUCGUCAGCAAUGCUAGACGAGAAUAUCACACAAAGGGAGAUCGUGGGGCGAGUCCGACCAGGUUGCAUCUUUGGCGAUAUGGAUUUCCUGCUGGAGCAGCCACGGGUGUUGGACGCAAUAUCCACAGCAUCCGACACACUCACGGCGUCAUUCACAGGGGAAGAUAUGGCUGAGUUCCGUAAAAGCCGACCUGAGUUGGCCUUACUACUUCAUGAGAUUCUCCUGAGAGCUUCGUACAUGACAUUAGCGGAGAAAAUUCAUUCACUCGCGAUUUAA